AUGGACACCACCAGGAGCUAUCGUGUCAAGAAACGGUCAUCCAAUGCAUGCGUGCGUUGCCGGAGACAAAAGAUCAAAUGCUCGGGAUCCCAGCCGUGCGAGACAUGUCGAAAGCGGGACUUGACCUGUGUCUUUGAUGACCGUGAUCAAAAGAUCCUGGUCACCCGGGGAUUUCUCGAGGACCUGCAGAGAAAGAUUGCUCUGCUGGAACGCUCAAACGGCGAGAUCGACUCGCCAGGGUAUAGAGAACAGCCUCUUCAAAGGCAGGAAGAGGGGGAUGGGACCGACCCGAUUGAGGACACAGAAUGGGAUUCGACACAAGAAGGGCCUUCGGAGUUGACGAACCCAUUAUCGACAGGUCCAUCUACGUUCAUGGCAGCCGAAUCUGGUCGAAUAUUCUACCUGGGGACUUCGUCCAACUGGUCGUUUUCCCGAAAGGUGUUGAGUCUUCUCCACGUCCAUCUCUAUCAUUCGCCUCUUCCAACCGAGAGUCUGCUGUUUGACGAGUCGGCGUACGAUCUAGGAUGGGAUGGCUCCAGGACGGCAGUGUCAUUAGAAGUCCCCAUGACGCCGUCGCUCGAUUAUUCAAUUUAUCUCAUUAAUUCCGUCAAGUUCCACGCAGGGCAGCUCUACCAUCUUUUUGACGAAGGAUCUUUCAUGGAAGCUCUAUAUGCUUUCCACAACCAGUCAGACCACCAGGCGGCAGUCUCCCAACUAUGGUAUAUCCAGUACUUGCUGCUGAUCGCCUUCGGAAAGGCCUUUGUUGUACAGAGGAACCACGGGAAUACUCCAGCUGGUUACGAAUUCUUCCUGAAGGCACUUCAGCUACUUCCAGACAUCACCCGCCUCAGCCGCGAGCCCAUAAUCGCUACCGAAGUUCUCUGCUGUAUUGCUCUCUAUUUGCAGUCUCUUGACUUUCGCUCAUCAGCCUAUGGAUAUGCGGUUCGCAUCGCCCUUGCGCAAGGAAUGCACACGAAUAUGCCAGUAGACUCCCUUGGACCGGAAGUCGUCCAGCGAUGUCGGAAAAUAUGGUGGACAGUAUUUAUCCUUGACCGACAAAUGACGUCCCUGAUGGGGUUACCACAAUCACUCCAAGACAGCCAGAUACAUGAUGAACUUCCGCUGUUUCCUUCAUCGCCUCAGAAGUUGAUUGCACUAAAUCUCCAAAAGAAGAUGUGUCACAUCAUUGCGGAGCGGUCUAUGGUGCUGAUGGGAGGUUGA
Molecule: messenger RNA, 1221 nt
Organism: Aspergillus terreus NIH2624
Lineage: Eukaryota; Fungi; Ascomycota; Eurotiomycetes; Eurotiales; Aspergillaceae
Exons: 7
Coding region: 1-1221 (406 amino acids)
Biological process (GO): positive regulation of transcription by RNA polymerase II; DNA-templated transcription
Cellular component (GO): nucleus
Molecular function (GO): sequence-specific DNA binding; DNA-binding transcription factor activity, RNA polymerase II-specific; zinc ion binding
Source: RefSeq, a predicted model, not a curated record